This is a messenger RNA of Centropristis striata (black sea bass), 4552 nucleotides long. Its product is annotated as disabled homolog 2-interacting protein-like. Gene Ontology annotation, biological process: regulation of GTPase activity. The record is from RefSeq and is a predicted model, not a curated record. NCBI's taxonomy places the organism in Eukaryota, Metazoa, Chordata, Actinopteri, Perciformes, Serranidae. The coding region runs from base 19 to 3486 and encodes 1155 amino acids. The transcript has 21 exons.
CCUGACGUCUGGACCAAAAUGUUCUGUAUUCUGUCGGAUUCUCAGCUGCUGAUGCUGAACAACCUGGAGGUCCAUCCUCUGCUGCUGGCUGAGAGGGCAGAGUCUGUCACCGUCUGGCUGCUCAGAUACUCACUGCACGUCACCUCAGGACCUCCUCCUGGACACGCCCACAAAGAUGUUCCAGAGAGGGGGGUCCGCCGCCAGAGCAUGCCCAGCGGUUCCACUGAGGACACGCCCACCACCAGGGUGACGGGUUUCCUGUCCCGCCGGUUGAAGCAGUCUCUGAGAAGAACUCGCUCUCAGCCCAAACUGAGUCGUCCAAACAGCCUGAAGAGCGACACCAGGUGUGUGAUGCGGCGGCUGCGCUGCGGUAGCCAGGAGUCGUUGCUAAGCGCCGGCUGUGUGUCAUCUCUGGAGCUCAGGAUGGACCAGUCAGUGAUCAUCAAACCCGUUCACUCGUCCCUGCUGGGACAGGACUACUGCUUCGAGGUGACGACCUCGACAGGAACGAAGUGCUUCUCGUGUCGCUCGGCGGCGGAACGAGACAAAUGGAUGGAAAACCUGCGGCGAGCCGUUCACCCCAACAAGGACAAUAGCCGGCGCCUGGAGAACGUCCUCACUGUUUGGGUCAUCGAGGCCAAGGACCUGCCCGCCAAGAAGAGGUAUUUCUGUGAGCUGUGUCUAGAUGACAGCCUGUACGCUCGGACGUCCUGUAAGCUGAAGACCGAUAACAUCUUCUGGGGCGAACGCUUCGACUUCAGCAGCCUGCCGCCGGUCAGCGCUGUGACGCUGCACCUGUACAAGGACACGGACAGAAAGAGGAAGAAGGACAAGAGCAGCUACGUGGGAUUGGUCAACAUCCCCGUCGGCACGGUGACAGGCCGGCAGCUGGUGGAGAAGUGGCACUCAGUGAGCACACCGAGCACAAUCCGCGGGAAGUCAGCGGUGCCCACGGUGCGGGUGAAGGCGCGCUACCAGAGCAUCGUCAUCCUGCCCAUGGAGCAGUACAAGGAGUUCGCUGAGUACAUUAGCUCCAACUACCUGCUGCUCUGCAGUACGCUGGAGGCCGCCAUCAGUCUCCGAGCCAAGGAGGAGCUCGCCGCUGCGCUCGUCCACAUCCUGCACAGCACCGGCAAAGCAAAGGACUUCCUAACGGACCUGAUGAUGUCAGAGGUGGACCGUUGCCGUGACAACGACCAGCUGAUCUUCAGAGAGAACACACUCGCUACGAAGAGCAUCGAAGAAUACCUGAAGCUGAUUGGACAGAAAUACUUGCAGGACGCCCUGGGAGAGUUCAUCAAGGCUCUCUAUGAGUCUGAUGAGAACUGUGAGGUGGACCCGUCUCGCUGUGCGACCUCUGACCUCUCGGAGCAUCAAGCCAACCUGAGAAUGUGCUGCGAGCUUGCCUUCUGCAAGAUCCUUGACUCCUAUAGGGUGUUCCCUCGGGAGUUGAAGGAGGUGUUUGCAUCAUGGCGACAGGAGUGCAGUAACCGGGGGCGACCUGACAUCAGCGAGCGCCUCAUCAGCGCCUCACUGUUCCUGCGCUUCCUGUGUCCCGCCGUGAUGUCACCGUCACUGUUCGACCUGAUGCAGGAGUUCCCCGACGAGCGUUCGGCGAGAACGCUGACGCUCAUCGCCAAGGUCAUCCAGACCCUCGCCAACUUCAGCAAGUUUGGGACUAAGGAGGAGUACAUGCUGUUCAUGAAUGACUUUGUGGAGCGUCAGUGGAGCAGCAUGCAGCGUUUCCUUCAGGAGAUUUCAAACCCUGACGGGCUGAACCAUACCGCCGGCUUCGACGGGUACAUCGACCUCGGCAGAGAGCUGUCCAGCCUGCACACCCUGCUGACCGAGCUCGACCAGUCCUGCCUGGUGAAGCUCAGUCCCCUCCCUCGGAUCCUCAGGGACGUGUCUGCGGCGCUGGCUAACCCGGGGGGCGUGGCCAGCUGUGGGGGCGUGGCCGUGUCGUCGCCGGAGCCUCAGCGGGUGGUGUCCCCACCCCCCAUGUCUCCGCCCCCUCUGUCCCCGCCCCUGUCACCUCCCCUGGCGGCCUGUAAUCCGUCCAUCGGCCUGCAAGGCGGCGUCGGGUUGGACGGAGGUUUGGUAGAUUUCACACGGCUGCCGUCUCCGACCCCCGAGAACAAAGACCUGUUCUUCGUCACAAAGGGCUCCAGCCUGCAGCCCGCCUCAGGCCUGCAGGGCUCGCCGGCACCAAGCUCCUCGUACUCGGAGCCGGCGGAGGAGGCGGGGUUCGACCUGACCAACGGGGGCCGGAGGGAGGGGCCCGACCUGACCAAUGAGAGCCGCAGCCUGUCUCUGGUGGACCUGCAGGACUCCGCCCCCGGCGAGGGGCUCGACGACAGCCAGUGGCAGCGCCGCACGGGGCUUCUCCCCCUCUCCUUCCAGAACCCUGUGUACCACAUGACCGCCACCUCACCGCGACAGCAGGACGCCACGCCCUCCGAUGGCUCCGCCGGCUCGCAGAACGCUGACGACCGGAACGCCACAGCGACCAAACCAGCGUUCCUCACCCAGAUGUCUGUGGGGCUGGGAGGGGUGGAGCGGGGGGGCGGGAUGUCCGCCAUGUCCAGCAGCAGCAGUGGCGAGGAGUACUCGAGACGGGCGCUGUCCGACACACUCACAGGUAGCUCAGCCCCCCCUCGUCAGAGCUCUGGUCCUCAGAGACGCAUCGAUCAGCCUCCUCCCCCAUCCUCGGCUCCUCCGGGACCUCCUCGGGGUCGGACACCUCCCAGCAUGCUCAGUGGCGGCGGCAGCUCUGCCUACCCACCCCGCCCCGCCUCCGGCAGCAUGAUGUCAUCGAGUCCUGAUUGGCCAAGCAGCGGACAGUCCCGCCUCAGACAGACGUCGUCCUCGUCUAAAGGAGACAGCCCCGAGAAGCAGCGGCCCGCCGCCAAGGCUCCCUCCCCCUGUGCAUUGGACCGGACCGCCGCCUGGCUGCUCAACAUGAACUCCGCCUCCUCCUACGGUGAGACGGACGACGGCCACGACGACGCGAUGAUAGAGAAGUACCAGCAGGAGAUUGCGUUGCUGCAGGAGAAGUUGCGUGUUGCGGCGCUGCGCCAGGACGAGUGCGAGGCCAGGCUGCUGGUCCAGGAUCAGCAGAACCAGCGCAUGUUGCAGGAGUACCAGGUGCGGUUGGAGGACACAGAGAGCAGACUGAGGAGGCUGCAGGACGAUAAAGACCUCCAGAUGAACAGCAUCAUCAGCAGGUUGAUGGCGGUGGAGGAGGAGCUGAAGAAGGAUCACUCGGACAUGCAGGCUGUGGUCGACUCCAAACAGAAGAUCAUAGAGGCACAGGAAAAGAGGAUAUCUAGUCUUGACGCGGCAAACAGUCGUCUGAUGGCAGCGCUGACUCAGCUGAAGGAGCGUUACGCAGUGACAUCACAAAGGAACGGCCUGUCUCCUAGCAACACGUCCUCUCUGCAGAUCACUGAGAACGGAGAGUUUCGGAACUCCGGCAACUGCUGAGCUCUGAUUGGUUCUGACUGGAGACGGGGGCGGGGCUGAAAUGAUAACCACACCCCUUUAUAAACCAAUCGAUCACAGACCUGUCAAUCAACCUCCAGCCUGGCUCCGCCCCUGUUGCUAGGUUACCCCUCAGUUCUUGUUUUUGUUUUGCAUGUUUCAAGUCCGACAUCAUAUCCUGUUUCCUUUUGCUACUUCCUGUUGAGAGAACUGCACGUCUUUAUGAGCUCAACCCCACCUGUAUAUGUCUCUGGUCUGACUGGAGUAACCCCACCUGUACAUGUCUCUGGUCUGACUGGAGUAACCCCACCUGUACAUGGCUCUGGUCUGAAGGAGUUUCCCCACCUGUACAUGGCUCAGGUCUGACUGGAGUAACUCCACCUGUACAUGGCUCUGGUCUGAAGGAGUAACCCCAACUGUACAUUGCUCUGAUGUUUAUUUGAAAGUUAAACUUUAUUUAAAGAGACAGUCGACAGUUUGAAUAUAUUUGUAAUUUUUAGGCUCUUUAUGUUGAGAUUCUGUCUUAAAGCAACAGUGUGACAUCUUUGUCUUGGUCCUGGUACCCAGAGGUCCAGAUUAGCCUAGCUUAGCACAAAGACAGAGAGGGGGAAACUGUUAGCCUAGCAAGUUGUGUUUGCCGCUCUGGGCUUCUGUAGUUCAGAGAGUUUGACGUUAGUUUGUGUUUCAGAGAAUUUACUGAUUUUAAUGUAAAAAUCAGAUUUUAUUGUAAAACAGAAAAAAGUUUAAAUUGUGAUGAAUCGUUUGUGAACACACUCGUCUGCUGCCCUCAACUGUACUGGACUCUGCUGAACUCCACUGGACUCUGACUCUACUGAACUCUCCUGGACUCUAACUGACUCUACAGAACUCUAUCAAACUUUACUGAACUCUAGUGGACUCUGCUGGACUCUACCGAACUUUACUGGACUCUGCUGGACCCGACUGGACUCCACGGGAUUCUACUGAAGUCUACUGGACUCUCCUGGACUCUGCUGUGUUCACUGUGGCUUUUGUCUCUGUUGUUAUUUAUCAUCAAUAUUUAUAAAGAUAAUAAACUGUCACAAGUCUG